Molecule: messenger RNA, 853 nt
Organism: Leptonychotes weddellii (Weddell seal)
Lineage: Eukaryota; Metazoa; Chordata; Mammalia; Carnivora; Phocidae
Gene: CCDC12
Product: coiled-coil domain containing 12
Cellular component (GO): U2-type spliceosomal complex; post-mRNA release spliceosomal complex
Source: RefSeq, a predicted model, not a curated record
GUCCCUGGAUUGGCCGCCAGAGAUUCAUCUACUCCCUGGGCCUGCGCGAUGCAGGACGAGAGAAGAGGAGGGUGGGCAAGAUGGCGGCUACUGCGGCUGGUGUGGGCCGGCUAGAGGAGGAGGCGUUGCGGCGAAAGGAACGGCUGAAAGCCCUUCGGGAAAAAACCGGGCGAAAGGACAAGGAAGAUGGGGAGCCCAAGACCAAGCAGCUCAGAGAAGGGGAGGAGGAAGGCGAGAAGCACAGGGAACUCAGGCUGCGGAACUAUGUCCCCGAGGAUGAGGACCUGAAGAGGAGGAGGGUGCCCCAGGCCAAGCCAGUCGCGGUGGAAGAGAAGGUGAAGGAGCAGCUGGAGGCCGCCAAGCCCGAGCCCAUCAUCGAGGAAGUGGACCUGGCCAACCUCGCGCCCCGGAAGCCUGACUGGGACCUCAAGAGAGACGUAGCCAAGAAGCUGGAGAAACUAGAAAAGCGGACCCAGAGGGCCAUCGCCGAGUUGAUCCGUGAGAGGCUGAAAGGCCAGGAGGACAGCUUGGCCUCUGCAGUGGACGCUACCACCGAGCAAGAGGCCUGCGACUCCGACUGAGGCACGCCGUAUCCCAGGCCUGGCCUGUGGGCCGGUAGCCUUGGGUAGGGGCGGGGCUGGGCUUGCUGUUACCGCCAGUUUGGCUCCAGAGCCACAUUGCCUCAUCAGUCCGAAACCCUUGCCAUGGGGUGAGGUCAGCUCCUUGUUUCCUAAGUGGUCCCCAGCAGACUGAGAGGGCCAGAGCCAGUAGCAACCGUGUGGGCUUGCUGUGUGUACAUAUGUAUGUAUUUGGAACUUUCUUUUAUCUCUAGAAAUAGAAGCAAGCAGACCCA